AGGAAGUUAGCUAGCUGUCAAGCUAAUUUCUUCACUGCCCAGUGCCUCCACAUUAACGUUAUUCCAAAACAUACCCUAGACAGGAAAACAGAAGGCGAGAAAAGACACACUCGACUCGUGUGAUAGUGUUGCACUGGAUGCUGUUUCCUGUGGACUUUGGCUCUCUCCAUACAUCAUCUGGUGUGGGAUAUUAUAUCCGAGGGGGGAUUAGUCCUGAGGAACUUGGACUUUCCCCUGUGCAAAAAUAGCCACCAUGGAUCACAAAGGGGAACCCCAGGAAGGAGCUAUGGGGCUGAAACAGGAGGAGCUGCCGCAGAUGGACGGUUUAUGUGACGCGUGCGAGCCUGACGAGGCCCAACCGGCCACACAAGUAUGCCACACCUGCAGCUUUGCCUUCUGUUCUGUUCAUGCUGACAGACAUGCCAGCAGCACACGUCACCCCAUAAUGCCUUACAACCAUGAGGGGACACAAGCUAAUGGACUUGGCACCAACAGAUGCUCCAGAGUUGGAGACGGAGCUGAGGAUGUGGCUGGUGCCGAGAGGGCAGCUGGAAUGGGCGUGAAUCAGGAGAUGGCGCCACUCGGACUGGCAGUGGCUAAUGGCGAUGAGAGCGGCGACGCCGGGGAAAGGGAAGGAGCCAGGAAUGGUGUACAGUUGGAGGCCGGGCUGGGUGACGGAGCUGAGGGUGCAGAAGCAGGGCGAGAGGUCGUGGCUGCCAGAGAGGCGGGGAAGAGGGACACUGUGACAGUAGAGAGACUGCGCUGCAAGGAGCAUGGACAGGAAGGAUCCCUCUACUGUAAACCGGAUGAGAAGAUCAUCUGCGUGGUGUGUGCCGUGCAGGGUGAGCACCGUGAGCAUGAGAUCAUCACCCUGCAUGAGGCCUACGUGUGGCAGAAGAGCAGGCAAGGUUAUGACCUGCUGGGCUGUACGCAACAGAUGGGUGAGAAGAUCAAGACCAAGUGGACCAACCCGGAGAUGUCAACAGAGGAGCUGGAGGCGUACGUAAACAGCCAGUUUGACGAGCUCCGCAAACUGGUGCGUCUGGAGGAGAAGAGGACCCUUCAUCUGGUUGACCUCAAAGAGGCGUUCCUGACAGCAUCCGCUGCUGAGAAAAUCGCCGAGAUCUCCGUGGAAACCGAGCGCCUGCAGGAAGAGAUGGACAACAUCACACACCAGCUGUGCCUGCUGGAGCGGGCUGAGGCGUUGGGUCCUGCUGUGGCAGCGCAGGCACUCGCAGCAGCACCAGCCCACAGGGUGCAGCGUGACAUUGAGGCCAGGCCAAGGCUGCCAGAGCCGAGGGCGGAGCCCAUGGACCAACGGGACUUUGACGACAAUAAUUCUGGACCAUCCAUGGACCACGCCCCCUAAAACCAGCAGACCAGACUCCUGCUACCUCCUCCUGUCCUUCAGUGUCGGCUUCAGCCAGCCGUCAGCCCUGUUGAGCUGUCAGGCUGGCUCUCUCUCUCUCUCUCUCUCUCUCUCUCUCUCUCUCUCUCUCUCUCUCUCUCUCUCUCUCUCUCUCUCUCUCUCUCUCUCUCUGUCAGCCAUCUCUUUUACCCUGCUCCCCUCCCCUUCCCCUUCCUCCCCCCUCCCCGGGAGCUGACCUUGAAGAGGGCUGCUGUGACAAAUAUGGAUGGCCACGUCUGUUCUGCUCUCAAACUUUUUUUUUUUUAAUUCCUCACUAGCUACUAACUUUCUUUAAUUGAGGCACACAAAGUUAUGUGCAAUCAAUUACCAUCAGGCUCAAUUUCCACAGCCAGUCAGAUCCUUGGCUUUAGUGGUGAGCCGGGCUGACUCAGAGAGGAGCCUGGGUAGGCAGCUGAGCGGAGCAUCUGUUAAGCCCGACAGAUGUCAGAAAUGGGAAAUUCUUUGACGCGGUGUGCUUCACACUUCAUUUAUGUACAAUAUAAUUUUGUUUCUGUCAUUUUGACAAACAUUCUGGACUCUCCCAGACAAAGAAAGGGAAUCUUUUCCAGAUGCCACAAAUGCCUUACGUCUUCAAGAGAAUAUAUUGUGUUAUAUUUUGAUUGUAAAAAAAACAACCUCAGUGUCUUGUAGCUUUUGUUCUAUGAUGUUGUCUCUUGCACUUUCCAUCAUCCUGGUGCCUUCACCCCUCCUGUCCCCUACACCCUCCGCCCUACCCGCUGAUUCUUUAUGCUUGUAGAUUUGCGCUCACUUCCUUGUGUGCUUGUCUAUUAUCAGAAGCGGGGGGACUUUUUGACACCUAUUGAUUGGCGAAUGUUGCUGAGUCUUUGUUAGGUGAAAAUCGAACUGCAAUUUGACUGUGCAAAAAUAGCACUCCAGCACUAUCAGCUUUCUAUGCACUGUAAUGGAAGGGCUCAUUAGUCCUGGCCAAUCUGCAGCGCAUGACAGAUUGCAUUCCCGACGAGUGUACGCACUUUCUACCUUGACCCGCUCAGCCGUGGCGUUCAUUCAUGAUAUACCGCCGCAAGUCUGUCUGUGUCAGCGGUUUGUUUCUAAUGUGAUUGAUUCUGUUGUCUUAAAUUCAAAAUUGAAAGCGGCGUCACCCGUAAUAUGUGGGGCAUGUUUGACAACAACAUGACUUCACUGUGCUGUAGCACUGCACUACGAUGCACUGAGAGUCGUAUACCCACCCAAGGGAAAUGCCGGUGUGUCAACAGCCUUUUGAAAUAACUCGGCUCAGUCUUUAUUCUUGUGUAACAACAAACAGAAGUCUGAUGUUUCCCCUGGUUUUAAUGUCUAAUAUUUGUGUCUUAAAUCUAUAAAUAAACAGCCAGUUUUUUUU
Molecule: messenger RNA, 2768 nt
Organism: Perca fluviatilis (European perch)
Lineage: Eukaryota; Metazoa; Chordata; Actinopteri; Perciformes; Percidae
Gene: trim44
Product: tripartite motif containing 44
Exons: 7
Coding region: 254-1369 (371 amino acids)
Molecular function (GO): zinc ion binding
Source: RefSeq, a predicted model, not a curated record